Messenger RNA from Cylicocyclus nassatus, 492 nucleotides. The record is from the annotation of a GenBank genome assembly. Lineage: Eukaryota; Metazoa; Nematoda; Chromadorea; Rhabditida; Strongylidae.
AUGUAUUGGUGGUAUGAGUGUUCUAAAUGGUACGAUGCCAAAAUAGCAGUUUGGAUGUAUCGCCAAUCGCUGUGCACACAGAUAGCAUCGCGUAUGAGUUAUAUAUUCGGUUUACUUAUGUCUGGUUUGAUAGUGCUAGUAAAUACGCUAACUCUCUUUGGGUUGCGGAGGCAAGCAAAGAAACUAAAGCGAUUAUAUAACACAAACGCUGCAAAAUCUGAUACUCGAAGCUCGCAAUCAAGAUUGAACAUGAAUUUUUACAUACAGGGAUGUGUCACUGCAACAAUUCUCGUGAUUACACUGAUUGGAUUUCAUUUUCUGCCUACACCUAAACGUACUUCACAGAUACAGUAUGUACUAAUCAACGUAGUGAUAUGGGAGACCGUCCAAACUAGCAAUGCCGUUGUCCUCCUACUCUUUAAUAAGCCCUUUCGCAAAUUGUGUAAGCCACGACGGAUGUCCCUGCACUCCACCACUGCGACCUUAUUUUGA